AUGGAAAUUCUCCUUCUUCUGUUCACCACUCUUUGGCUAUCCCCAGUCUUCUACUGUUCUCGAGAAGGAGCGGUCGACAAUGUGAUUAUUCACGAAGUAGACAUAAAAGAUUUAGAUCUUGCUGGAAAAGGGCACUCCUUCGAAGAACCGGCAAAGCGAUUGUAUCCAGACCACACACGACUGUGCCCGGCCAAGCAACGUUAUGUGAAUUCCAAAGACGCGUUCAAGGGACGUUUCUCAAAGCAUGCUUUCAUCCUGCCAAUAGCUUUCGAAAUGAUCUCUUGCGAAAAAAGCAAUGAAACAAGCCAGUCUCCGAACGGUUCGCGCUGUCUGGGAAUCAUGGAUUGCCAGGAGACUAAGUCGAGCAAGUACUUUAUCGUGCGCGAUCUUGCAAGCAGAAAAAACGGCGGCUGUAUGGUUCAACGGAUAGUCAAACUAAACAGUGUUCCCGUUGAAUGCAGCUGUUACUGGCCCCUAUUGCUUGGUAGUAGUCCUCGUCUAUUUUUUAACAGACGUCGUACCUAAACCGCAAUCGAAGUUUACAAUUUUCUCAUUUAUGUCGUUCACUGUUUUAAAUCCUAUUGAAACUUUAUCUUACAACGCUAUGCCGUUGGACCUUGCUA
This is a messenger RNA of Pocillopora damicornis (cauliflower coral), 623 nucleotides long. RefSeq lists its product as uncharacterized. NCBI's taxonomy places the organism in Eukaryota, Metazoa, Cnidaria, Anthozoa, Scleractinia, Pocilloporidae. The record is from RefSeq and is a predicted model, not a curated record.